Molecule: messenger RNA, 810 nt
Organism: Metschnikowia bicuspidata var. bicuspidata NRRL YB-4993
Lineage: Eukaryota; Fungi; Ascomycota; Pichiomycetes; Serinales; Metschnikowiaceae
Product: carboxymethylenebutenolidase
Exons: 1
Coding region: 1-810 (269 amino acids)
Molecular function (GO): hydrolase activity
Source: RefSeq, a predicted model, not a curated record
AUGUUGCUUAAGGAGUCAUUUCAUGACGUGAAGACGUCGUACGGUACAACUAUGCGCUUAUUCGUGUACCAUCCAGUGGUGCCGAACUACCCCCAAGCCAAAUUUCCAGGCGUCAUAGUGUAUUCUGAAAUCUACCAGGUCACGGGGCCUGUGGCCAGAUUUGCAAAGGACAUUGCAGGCCAAGGAUACGUGGUGGUGGCCCCAUCAAUUUACCACAACUUCGAGUCUCACGAGCCUUUGGCAUAUGAUGCCGAGGGUACCGACAAGGGCAACUUAUACAAGAUAGAAAAAGACUUGAAAUCGUACGACGAGGACAACAAACUAGCAGUCGAGUACUUGAGGCUGCUUCCCACCUGCACCGGCAGAAUUGGCGCUACCGGUAUGUGCUUGGGAGGUCACUUGGCAUUCCGGGCGGCCUUGGAUCCGGCCGUCAGUGCCGCCUUUUGUUUUUUCGCCACGGACAUUCACAACCACGCCUUAGGAAAGGGCCAGAAUGACGAUUCGUUGGCAAGAAGUAAGGAAAUUAAGGGCGAGUUGGUCAUGGUCUUUGGGGACAAGGAUAACCACGUGCCUUUGCCCGGUCGAGACUUGAUUCGGGCCACGCUCAGAGAAAACAACGUUGCGCUCACGUUCAUAGAGGUCAAUGAGGCCCAGCAUGCCUUUAUCAGGGAUGAAAACUCAAAGGACAGAUAUGACCCGGCCGUGACGCUGUUGUGUUUCAGCUGGCUUCUUGACUUGUUUCAUCGUAAGUUGACCUUGGAUUUGGGGGCUCAUGACGGAGAAGCUCUUGAGAUUGAAGACGUGUGCUAG